Messenger RNA from Pimephales promelas (fathead minnow), 1507 nucleotides. The record is from RefSeq and is a predicted model, not a curated record. Lineage: Eukaryota; Metazoa; Chordata; Actinopteri; Cypriniformes; Leuciscidae.
ACUGCGUCAAAAGGUGUGUAUACGGGAGAAUUCGGACAAUGAAAACGCCCGCGAAAUGUGCUGUUUGGCAGGGAUCUUUGGAACUUUGUUAUGCGUACCUGUAAAUGCCUGUAAAGGCCCGGAAACAGGAACUUGUCUGACCACAUGCUGUUAGUUGAUGGCUUGGCUUUUUAAAUGCUAAUUUUUUUUGGGACUGGCUCAAGUUUGCCCCUAUUCCCCUGCCCCCCUCAUUAGUAUUCAGGAAAGGUGAUAGGCUUUACAUUGGGUCAAUCUUCAACAAGUGUUACGGAGAGCAGAGUGGAGAUGUUACUCCUUUACAUAGGGACAAUAUGGCUAUUAAAUCUCUGAGUCCGAACGAAAACAGACUGGUGUAUAUGGCAAAUGAAAGUUUGAAGAGGAUAUUUGAAAAGCUGGAGAUGAUGGACAUGAGGUUGGAUAAGAUGGAGGCUGACAUCAAUGAGCUCAAAGAGGCAAAAGAGGAGCCUGCUUCAAAGAAAUUAAAGAGAGCUGGGAAUAAUUCUGUUGCGGAAGCUGUAUGGAGAUUGCACAAUGGGGAAAGCAACAUACACAAAUAUGACGCACAGACAAGUCAAUCCUCCCCCCACAACCUCGAGGUCAUAAUCUUUUUAAUGGCUGUACCGGACGUAGAUCCUGCUGUUGUUAAAGCAUCCUGCAAGACAUAUUUUGAAACUGUUAGAAGGGGUUACAGGAUGGCCCAAGAUGAGAACAAAGACAAGAUGGAGGACAGCAGGAUCAUUAUGCUCAUGAGACAAAGAAAAAGAAGACUACUGAGCUGCAGGACUGGGGUUCUCCAGACAGAGGAAGAUGCAGCUAUCUGGAAGACUGCAAAAGUUGACCACAUGUCUGAAGAGUUGGAUAUUGGAUGGAAAGUCGGUGUGGGUUGUUCGGGUUAUUAUAUUGUUUUACAUAUAUUAUACACAGGCCUUAUAUAUUAUAUGGGGUUAUUUAUUGUAUGACUAAUAGUAAAAUGUAUUCUGUGCUAAUGUUUUGACUGUGUGUAUAUAAAUAUAUAUGCCAUGUGCCCAGUGUCAUUUACAAAUAAUAAAAAUAACAAACUCAACUUUGUCUAUCUGAUUGUCUUGACAUUAUAACCAUGAACACCAAUGACAAUGAAUAUUAAUAAUGAGUAAUAAUAAACCCAAAUGAGGCCAUAAACUGGACCAAUAGUGUGGGGGUUUAGAGGAGGGACAAAGCAUUGAGAACACCCAAUCCUAUGUAAGAUCUCUGACCAAUUGAAGGAGGCCACUGCCUUGUGUCCCAAAGGUGUGAAAUGCUAAUGUUCCCUUGCAUUGACCCCGACCUGGGGAUUAUUCACCAUGGUAACUGAUGGCCCUAGUGGCUCCCUGCUGUGCUCCAAACUUGGUACAUAUCCAGGAGUUUUCGGGAUUGUGUGACGGGACAGCAAACUCCCGUAUACACACGUUUAUUUGUGGAGUACACAGGAGUACUCAGGAGUUUUACAUGCCCGAUUACAGCUCUUUUCACG